AUGAUGGAGAACCGGAUGUUGCUCACAUCACCGGAUGGAUCCAGUAAUGGGAACCCACCAGAGAGAUGUCCCCAUCCUCUGUAUUCCCGGAACUCCACACAGGAACAUCAGGAGAUCCCUCAGGAGGAUCAGGAUGAAAAUAUGAUUAUCAUUAAAGUUGAAGUAAAAAAGGAACCAGAAGAGCUAUCUGUGAGCGGUGAUGACCGGUGUAAGGAGGAGGCCAUUCCCGAGAUCAGCACAGGUGAGUAAUAAACAGCUUUGAGCCAUGUAAGGAGGAGGAGAUCCCUCCAGAGAUCAGCCCAGAUGCAUCCAGCAAUGAGAACCCACCAGAGAGAUGUCCCCAUCCUCUGUAUUCCCGGGACUCCACACAGGAACAUCAGGAGAUCCCUCAGGAGGAUCAGGAUGAAAAUAUGAUUGCCAUUAAAGCUGUAGUGAAACAAGAAGCAGAAGAGUUGUAUGGGAUGGGUGAACAUCCAUGUAAGGAGGAGAUCCCUCCAGAGAUCAGCCCAGACACCGGAGCAAAUCAGAGAGACAUAAAAGCUGAGGAGGAGGAAGAAGGAUGUGUGAGGAUUAAAGAG
Molecule: messenger RNA, 578 nt
Organism: Staurois parvus
Lineage: Eukaryota; Metazoa; Chordata; Amphibia; Anura; Ranidae
Source: the annotation of a GenBank genome assembly